Prorocentrum cordatum is the source of this 1098-nucleotide messenger RNA. The record is from the annotation of a GenBank genome assembly. NCBI's taxonomy places the organism in Eukaryota, Dinophyceae, Prorocentrales, Prorocentraceae.
GUCGGCCGCGGCGACUCGCGUAAACCGGCCUUGAGCGCCUACAAGGCCCUCAAGGAGAAGGCCACGUACGCGAAGAGCCUCCGCCUCGCGGCGCUCGCCGCGCAGGUUCACGAGGCCAAGGCCGGCCACUUCGAAACAGUCAUCGCGGCGAUCGACAAGACGAUGCAGGACCUCAAGGAGGAGGAGACCGCGGACAUUGCCAAGCGCGACCAGUGUAAGGAGGAGAUCACGCAGUCGAACGCGACCAUCCUGGACCUCACCUGGAAGAUCAAGUGCAACGAGGCCAAGAUCGACAAACUGCAGCGAAAGAUCGAGGAGAAGCAGGCCAUGAUCGCGGAGUCCAGGCAGGUCAUCAAGGAGACCUACGCGUACAUGAACGAGACGACGGACAUCCGCACGCAGGACAACGGCGACUUCAUCCAGGCUAAGCAAAACGACCAGAAUGCCAUCGAGCUGCUGGUGAAGGUGCGCGACACACUCUCCAAGUACUACCACCAGAACACCACGGGCUUCGGCACCGUCCAGGGCGCCGUCAAGGGCGCCGCGCUCGCCCAGCAGAAGCAGGAGCCGGAGUUCAAGGUCUCCGAGUGGGAGGCCCCAGACGCGACCUUCUCCAAGUCCACCCACCGCAUCGGCGAGGCCAAGGGCGUGGUGUCGCUGCUGACGAUGGUCAUCGAGGACCUGAACGACGAGAUUGCGAAUGACAUGAAGUCCGAGGAGCCGUUUGGCGUCAGGCAGGCUUGGCUGGCCGCGCCGCCUCCGUGGAUCUCGCGGCCUCCACCGUGCCGCCCUAUUGCGGCGGCCAUGGCGUCGGCAACAGCGCUGGAGAAGUGGGGUUUGUACGGGUACCCGCCGUUCUUCACGCACCCGGUGAAGCCCUUGUGGAACCUGCUCGCGGGCCAUGGGUAUCCGGACGCGCUGGCCAAUUUUGCCGCUGACCACCAAAAUCCUGGCAAUCUUCUCGGUCACGUGGCCAUCCUCUUCGCGCAGGUCUUCGCAAACUUCGCGCUCCUGGGCGAGGGCGACAGACUGCUUGGGAGGUGGGCGUUCGAGAGGCUUCUGCGCGGCGGCUCUUCCACGAACGGAUCUAUGGGUUGA